GCUGGAGCAGUCGGACACAGUUUGAGGAGACGUGGGCCACUCUGUUGGGAGUGCUGGUCACUCAGCCAAUCACGAUGGACCAAGAAGAGGAAACCCAGCAAGAGGAGGAUAUGGAGAGGACUCAGAUAAAUGUACUGGCGGUUCAGGCCAUCACCUCUCUGGUGCUGAGUGCCAUGACUCUGCCGACAGCAGGAAAUCCAGCCGUCAGCUGCCCUGAACAGCAACCCCGCAACAAAAUCCUUAAAGCUCUGGACACCAGGUUUGGUCGUAAGCUGAGUGUCGUUAGAGGUAUGGUUGAGCGUGAGAUUCAAGCCAUGGUGUCAAAGAGAGACAACAUCGCCACACACUUCCCCUAUCAGGCCUGGGACCCCGUGCCAUCCUUAUCAUCCUCAACGGCAG
Messenger RNA from Sinocyclocheilus grahami, 399 nucleotides. RefSeq names its product huntingtin-like. The annotation marks the transcript as partial. The record is from RefSeq and is a predicted model, not a curated record. Lineage: Eukaryota; Metazoa; Chordata; Actinopteri; Cypriniformes; Cyprinidae. Gene Ontology annotation, cellular component: cytoplasm. The transcript is spliced from 3 exons.